AUGGCCCUGGACAAUCUCAAGGCAGUGAGGGAAUUCCUGCUGCUGGUAUUCUCGGAGGUCCGGAAGAGGCGGGUGGCCCAGGCCGCACUGUUCCUCCUGGUCAUCAUGAGCCGAGGGGUCCUUUGGAAGACGGCGGCUGCCUCCUGGCUCAGCGGGGGACUCUCUGGCCUCAUGUACGCGGCUGCCACCUUCUUCAGUCCCUUCUGCGGGUCCAACGCGGUCCACCAGUUCUUCUGCGAUGUCUCCCAGCUCCUCACGCUCUCUGACCCCAGUGUGAUCAUCCGAGAAGUCGGGGUAACAAUCUCCGGUGUUAGCCUCGCCUUCCUCCGUUUGGCCUCCAUCGUCGUCUCUUACGUGCACAUCUUCAGGGCCGUGCUGAGGAUGCCGUUCUAUGCCGUGGUGCCUCCGGCUGUGAACCCCCUAAUCUACAGCCUGAGGAACAAGAACAUGAAGAACCUGUCCGUUCUCGAACUCUGCUACGUCUCCGUCCCCGUCCCCAAAUCCAUCCACAACUCCCUGACCGACCAACGGUCCAUCUGUUAUUGGAGCUGUGUGGCUCACGUCUUUCUGGUGGUCCUGUUUGCCAGAUCCUUCCGGGAGCAGCGGGAGCAGAUAUUCCUCCUCAAGUCCAUGUCCUACGACCGCUACGCCGCUAUCUGCCUCCCCCUGCGCAACGGGGUCAUCAUGGAAGGAGGGGCCUCGGGGACGUUCUCCUCAAGCUUCUGCAGACUCCACGAGGUCCAGCAGUUCUUCUGUGAUGCCCGCUUCCUCUUAAAGUGUUCUUGCUCUGGGUCACACGUCGUCAUCGAUACCAAUGUCGCCGUUGUCCUGGACCUGCUGGUAUCCAUGUCCUACUCCCCCAUUCUGAACCCCCUCAUCUACAGCCUGAGGAAUCUGGACAUGAAGGCCUCCCUGGGGAGGCACCCGGGUCUUUGUCAGCAGCCGCGCACGGGGAUGUUUGGAGCGAUGUACAGAGUCGGGACGGUCUCCUUGGGUUUCUGCGGACUCCACGAGGUCUAA
Tachyglossus aculeatus (Australian echidna) is the source of this 1020-nucleotide messenger RNA. RefSeq names its product olfactory receptor 14A16-like. Gene Ontology annotation, molecular function: olfactory receptor activity; odorant binding. The record is from RefSeq and is a predicted model, not a curated record. The transcript has 9 exons. Lineage: Eukaryota; Metazoa; Chordata; Mammalia; Monotremata; Tachyglossidae. The coding region runs from base 1 to 1020 and encodes 339 amino acids.